GCGCCAUUUUGUGAGGAGGGCUAUAAACGGGCGCUGGGGCCGAUUGCCCGCCCAGUUGUUUCUCUGGUGGAGUCGGCUCCGUGGGUGUCUCGCUCGCGUCGCCCCGUCCGGCCUCUCCCAGCGUCUCCACGCGGGAGCCGACUGCCAGAGGCGCGGCGCGGCGUCGAGCCGGGCUAGUCCGAGGAAACCGCCGUCUCCGCCGCGCGCGCGGGCCCGUUCGUUUGUCGGCGCGCAGUCGCGGCCCCCGGCCGACUCUCCAGGGCCAUGAGUUACGGUCGCCCGCCUCCCGAUGUGGAGGGCAUGACCUCCCUCAAGGUGGACAACCUGACCUACCGCACGUCGCCCGACACCCUGAGGCGCGUGUUCGAGAAGUACGGGCGCGUGGGCGACGUGUACAUCCCGCGGGACCGCUACACCAAGGAGUCCCGCGGCUUCGCCUUCGUCCGCUUCCACGACAAGCGCGACGCCGAGGACGCCAUGGACGCCAUGGACGGGGCCGUGCUGGACGGCCGCGAGCUGCGGGUGCAGAUGGCGCGCUACGGCCGCCCCCCGGACUCGCACCACAGCCGCCGGGGCCCGCCGCCCCGCCGGUACGGGGGCGGCGGCUACGGGCGCCGGAGCCGCAGCCCUCGGCGGCGCCGCCGCAGCCGCUCCCGGAGUCGGAGUCGCUCCCGGUCCCGCAGUCGCUCCCGCUACAGCCGCUCCAAGUCCCGGUCCCGCACCCGCUCGAGGUCGCGGUCCACCUCCAAGUCCAGGUCGGCGCGAAGAUCCAAGUCCAAGUCGUCGUCGGUGUCCAGGUCCCGUUCGCGCUCCCGCUCCCGGUCCCGGUCCCGGAGUCCUCCGCCCGUGUCCAAGAGGGAGUCCAAGUCCAGGUCGCGCUCCAAGAGCCCCCCCAAGUCUCCCGAGGAGGAAGGAGCGGUGUCCUCUUAAGCAAAUGGUAAUGUCCGUGGGCGUCCGAGGCGCACGCACCACCCGAGCGCAGAGAUGGGGUUUGCGGUAGCCGUUUAUGAUCCGUGUUGGUAGCAAAGCGACUCCCGACGUCGGGAGCGCGGCUGUGAGCUAACUCGGCUUUGGGAGUAAUUCUGAAGAGAGGGGUCUGCAGAGAGGAUGUGCGUGAAGCUUAGAUAAUAAUGGCUGUUUCGUGAACUGUUUGAGACCUAUUAAUGAAAAUGACUAUUUCUUGCUGUUUUUAUCCAACGUCUGCAUUUUCCCCCUUUAAAGCUGCGGUCUCCUGUUUGAUAAAAGAAUAUUGGCCAGUAUUGCAGAUUUUAACUGAUUUGGCUGAUCCUCCAGGGACCAGUUUCUGUGGGCGUGUAUUGGAGCAGGUUUGUCUUUAAAUGUUAAAGAUGCACUAUCCUCUUAGAGAAAACAAUCAGUUCAACUAUUGUUGUACUGACUGGGACUUCGUAUUCUAACGGAUGUGGCAAACGAAUUGCAAAGCGGAGCAAUGAACUUUUGGAACCCCAAAAAAGUUUACAGGUAUCGCACUGGGUGGGGAAAGGAUAGUGUGUCUUUAACUCUUAAAUUGUUUGGUCCUAUUUUUUAAAAGGAAAGGGCCCUAAGUAGCUCGCGAUAUUUAAAGCCUUUAUUCUCAAUUGCCAAACGUUUCAUUUGAAAGCUAAACGUUUAUCGUAAAAUAGACUGUCUGAUUUCAAGUUUUGGUUUGGAUACGGUCCUUUUUUUUUUUUUUUUUUUUUUUUUUUUUUUUUUUUUUUCCCCUCCCCCUCUCUCUUCCUUUUUUUUUCCCCCUUCCCCCUCCUUUUUCUUUUUCCCUCCCUUAUUUUUCACCUUGGUUAUUUGGCCAAGAUUGCAUAAACACAAAUUUGUAAAAGCGGAUGGUUAGUCUUUGUGAAAAUUUCCCAAUUGGGCCUUUCUUUAAAAAAAACUGAUAAUGGCUGGGUGGAACCUUUCCGUAACCUACUUGUUUCACCAGAGCCUUAGUCAGUACAUGCCUGAAACUGAAACCAUGUGCACUUUGGGUAACUUCAUAGCGAUGGAAGGUAAACUGAACUUUUUUCUUUUCAAACCUAGAUGUGUCGGCGAGCAACAUAACUAAAGGAAGACUUGGGGGAAAAGGACCACAUACUCAGUCCAUCGAAGAGUCCUUGGAACAAGCAACUGGCUAUUGAAAAGGUUAUUUUGUAACAUUUUGUCUAACUUUUUACUUGUUUUAAAGCUUUGCCUCAGGUGGCAAACUUCAUUUUAUGUGCCAUUUUGUUGCUGUUAUUCAAAUUUCUUGUAAUUUAGUGAGGUGAACGACUUCAGAUUUCAUUAUUGGCUUGGAUAUUUGAGGUAAAUUUUCCUUUUUGUUUAUAUAGUGCUGACUUUUUUUGUUUGAAAUUAAACAGAUUGGUAACCUAAUUUGUGGCCUCCUGACUUUUAAGGAAACGUGUGCAGCCAUUACGCACAGCCUAAAGCUGUCAAGAGAUUGACUCAACAUUGCCUUCAUUCCUUAAAAUUAAAAAGCUACAAAAGUUGGUGUCAGUUUGUUUGUAUAUGUUAUUUACCUUCAGAUCUAAGUGGUGAUCUGAACCCAAAUUUGUGUAAAGACUUUUCAGGUGAAAAGACUUGAUUUUUUGAAAGGAUUGUUUACCAAACACAAUUCUAAUCUCUUCUCUUGUGUAUUUUUGUGCACUAGGCGCAGUUGUGUAGCAGUUGAGUAAUGCUGGUUAGCUGUUAAGGUGGCGUGUUGCAGUGCAGAGUGCUUGGCUGUUUCCUGUUUUCUCCCGGUUGCUCCUGUGUAAAGAUGCCUUGUCGUGCAGAAACAAAUGGCUGUCCAGUUUAUUAAAAUGCCUGACAACUGCACUUCCAGUCACCCGGGCCUUGCAUAUAAAUAACGGAGCAUACAGUGAGCACAUCUAGCUGAUGAUAAAUACACCUUUUUUUUUUCUCCCCUUCCCCCCAAAAUGGUAAAUCGGAUCAUCUUCAUGUAUGAACUUAAAAUGCGGAAAAUGUUAAGGAAGCAAAUGGUCUGUAACUUUGUAAGUACUUAUGACAUGGUGUAUCUUUUUGCUCAUGAAUAUUCUGUACUAUAACCGUUGUUUCUGUAGUUUAAUUAAAACGUUUUCUUGGUGUUA
Leopardus geoffroyi (Geoffroy's cat) is the source of this 3077-nucleotide messenger RNA. RefSeq names its product serine and arginine rich splicing factor 2 (gene SRSF2). Lineage: Eukaryota; Metazoa; Chordata; Mammalia; Carnivora; Felidae. Gene Ontology annotation, molecular function: RNA binding. The transcript is spliced from 2 exons. The record is from RefSeq and is a predicted model, not a curated record. Bases 265 to 930 code for a protein of 221 amino acids.